This is a messenger RNA of Fusarium oxysporum Fo47, 1170 nucleotides long. RefSeq names its product integral membrane protein DUF92-domain-containing protein. The transcript is spliced from 3 exons. Gene Ontology annotation, cellular component: membrane. NCBI's taxonomy places the organism in Eukaryota, Fungi, Ascomycota, Sordariomycetes, Hypocreales, Nectriaceae. The coding region runs from base 1 to 1170 and encodes 389 amino acids. The record is from RefSeq and is a predicted model, not a curated record.
AUGAGAUUGCUAUAUGCUCUCCCCGCAACUUGCGCGCUCAUCUACCGCGCCAAGAGCAGGAAUUCUUUAACGCCCGCUGGCAUCUUCGCUGCGACUCUGACAGCUGCCGCACACGCCUAUCACCCAUGGAAUCUUCCAUUUGCACUCCUAUGCGUAUUUUUCCUUGCCGGAACACGCGUAACACACAUCAAAGAAGGCAUCAAGGCCAACUAUACGCUUCGUUCAAAGGGUACAUCUGGAGGAGAAGGGCCUAGAACACAUGUUCAAGGUAAGCACUUGAAGAAACUCCUGAAUCAAUUGACUGAUCUUUUGAUGGCCUCUGUCCUCUCCGUCCUCCACGCGAACCAACUACGAAAACGAGAAGCCGCAUUCGCCGAUCCUAAUACUCCGGAUCCCACGGGAUCACUAUGCUUUUCAUGGGGCGGUGACCUCCUGGUCGUUGGAAUCAUUGCCAAUUAUGCGGCCGUCGCAGCCGAUACCUUCAGCUCCGAGCUUGGUAUCCUGUCUUCAGGACAACCUCGACUGAUCACAUCACCAACACUCCGAAAGGUGCCUCGCGGAACAAACGGUGGUGUCACCUUGCUGGGUUUGGGUGCAGGUUUGCUGGGGUCAAUGAUUAUUGUCACCGCAUCCAUGAUAUUCCUACCGUCCUGCAGUGAGGAGUCAUCUCGGACGCCCGCAGGCGGCGCCCCAUGGACGAUGCUGGAGCGACGCAAGUUCAUGGGGUUCAUGGUGAUCUGGGGUGCUCUUGGCAGUGUCUUGGAUAGUUUCUUGGGUGGCCUAUUCCAACGGUCAGUCAGGGACGUACGGUCCGGUAAGAUUGUCGAGGGAGAAGGCGGCAACCGCGUCCUAGUAGCCGAAUCUGCCACGGACGCGGCCGCUCAUUCGAAUGUCAAAACCGAGGCGAUGCAGAGCGAGGCAAAAGAGAAGCUUGGUGGUUCCGCUAUUGUGGACGAUGACGAUGCUCAUGCUGGUGUCUACGAUCAUAAAGACAAGCACCGCAAGUCAAGUUUUGGAGAUCAGCGACCGUCGCGGGCCAUUGAAAACGGGUGGGAUCUUCUGGACAACAAUGAUGUCAAUUUCCUCAUGGCAGUUACGAUGAGCGUUGGCGGCAUGGCAGUAGCCAGCUGGUACUGGGACGUGCCCAUACAGAGCGUCAUGGGUGUGUAG